This is a messenger RNA of Carassius carassius (crucian carp), 2076 nucleotides long. RefSeq names its product F-box/WD repeat-containing protein 9-like. NCBI's taxonomy places the organism in Eukaryota, Metazoa, Chordata, Actinopteri, Cypriniformes, Cyprinidae. Gene Ontology annotation, molecular function: protein binding; ubiquitin-like ligase-substrate adaptor activity. Gene Ontology annotation, cellular component: SCF ubiquitin ligase complex. Gene Ontology annotation, biological process: protein polyubiquitination. The coding region runs from base 282 to 1772 and encodes 496 amino acids. The transcript is spliced from 9 exons. The record is from RefSeq and is a predicted model, not a curated record.
CCUUGUCGUCAGGACGCACGACGCUGAAACACAGAUGACGCAAAUAGUGUGCGCCGAAGGAGUGUAGUGUUGACAAGUGUCUGUCGGUGCCAGUCACAGUGAUGUCAAUAUAACUUGCUCACCUUUAACAUACGCGAGGGACUAUAAAAACACAGAUGACUGUGCAGUGUCAUAUCAAAAUGAUCAAUGAUUCAUGACAAAAACCAGGUGGACGAGAGAUGUGGAUUGUUUACCCGUUCAGUCUGUCUUUGAAUACAAGGAUUUACGAUUAAAAUAAGUCGAUGUCGAGAACAAGCGUGUCCCAGGAGGACGAGGAGAAGCAGAGAUGCCCUGCUGGUGCCAGUCCACCCGACUUCAGCCCAGACACCCCACACUCCUUUCCAGAGAGACUGAAUUUGGAAGCGUCCGUCAGCGCUGUGGAGACAAGCCCCUCCCCUUCUAGCAAUGGAACACACCUGCUGUCGUUGCCGUGGGAGAUCGUUACCCAGAUAGCCUCACAUCUCCCAGCAAAGUGUGUCAUUAAUGUGUUGCCGCAGGUAUGUCAGACAUUGGGAAAGCUUGGCGAGGAUCGCUUGGCGUGGCAGCUUCGGGCUCAAAAACUCUCGGGUCCCGCAGCGUCUUUCCCAGUCGGGCCAAAGCAGGAUUUUGAUUGGUCCAAGGCAUGCUUGGAAAUGGAGCAGUUGAUUGGCUGCUGGACAGGGCUUGAGAAUCAAGCAGUGAGACAGGAAGAGGCAGCUGGUGGCGUGAACAGUGAGAACUUGGUAGAGAUGCAGCUGGAUGUCGAUUUAAACGGUGCAGCGGAAGCAGGAGAAGAGAACGUGCAAAUUCAAUCCCAGAAUGCCUCUGACAGUCCCCAUCUGACUGCAUCAUCCAGCACUUCUUCGCCCUUGGAACACAUCAUCCUUCCCUCUGGCCACAUUGCAGAUGUGAACUGUGUCCUCCUUCUGGGUGGAGAAGAGGCUCUGUGUGUCUCCGGCUCCAGGGACAGAAACGUGAACCUGUGGGACCUUCGAGAGGGUCCCAGAGGCAAGCUGAUGUACACUCUUGCAGGACGUGGGACCAUUAGUACCCACCGGGGCUGGGUGUGGUGCCUGGCCUCCAGCGGACCUCUGCUGGCAUCUGGCUCGUUCGACAGCACCAUCAGGCUCUGGGAUCUCGAAGCUGGAGGAGCAGAACGGGGACUCAUCCAGUGCAAAGCUGCUGUGUUAUGUCUGUCCUGCGAGAGGGACACAUUGCUGGCCGGGUCACAUGAUCAGAAAUUAAGCAUCUAUGACACCCGAGCUGCAGAUCCAUUGGUCAAGAGUCUUCAUCUUCACAGUGAUGCUGUGUUGUGCCUGGCGUCUGAUGACCAGUACAUCUUAUCAGGCAGUAAAGACCAAACCGUCGCUCUGUUCGACCGCAGGGCGGGAAAACUCCUGCAGAAAGUUCAGCUGAGGUCGUACCUGCUGUCUCUGUCCUACAGCGGUCGAGAGGUGUGGGCCGGGGAUAACCGUGGACUCGUGCACAGCUUCUCCAUGCACAACAGCUCCCUGACGCCUGUGUCCCAGUUUACCGUCCACAGGUCACUGGUCACCGGCGUUCACCACUCUCCUGGUGCUCUGUACACGUGCUCCUCUGACCGCACUAUCAAGGUCCACCUUCCAUGUGCUCCACUCAAGACACUGUGCACCCUUCACCAUCAGGCAGGAGUUAAUGGGUUAAGUGUUGAAGGAGGAACGCUGGCCAUUGCUUCUGGUGACAUGAAUGUGGAAGUCUGGAGGCACAGAGUCUAGAAGCAUCUGAUGGCAGGGGAACAACAAGAACCAAUCAACUCUUGUGUUUCCAGGGAUUUAUCAAUGCAUUAUGCUUUAUUUUGUUUAAUUUUAAUGGGAAAAAAGUGUCUGAUACAUGUCUCUAGUGAUUCUAGAAACACAAAUAUGACAUUCCUAGUUUUCUGUCAUUCUUCUUAAAGGGGUCGCACCACAAUUGCACAGUGAGAGUGCAAAACAAUUCAGUGCCUCGUAACACAGGAACACCUUUGUGAUUUGUGUGAUCAUCUCUUUAACACUUCUGCUAAUAAUAUACUUAGACUGAAAA